Astyanax mexicanus (Mexican tetra) is the source of this 2245-nucleotide messenger RNA. RefSeq names its product calpain-9. Gene Ontology annotation, cellular component: cytoplasm. The record is from RefSeq and is a predicted model, not a curated record. Gene Ontology annotation, molecular function: calcium-dependent cysteine-type endopeptidase activity. The transcript is spliced from 10 exons. NCBI's taxonomy places the organism in Eukaryota, Metazoa, Chordata, Actinopteri, Characiformes, Acestrorhamphidae. The coding region runs from base 168 to 1205 and encodes 345 amino acids. Gene Ontology annotation, biological process: proteolysis.
GGCAAAACCCUGCCAGUUCAGACUCUCACUCUGAGACCAACACUGCUGUGAGGAAUGCAGCUCCAGGCCCGUACCUGCAGAACCUGAGGAGAACCGGGACCACCUGAGAACCUUCAGUACAGCUGAUCAUCACUACAGAACCGCAGCUAGAAUACAGACUCACCCUGAUGGCUCCUGCUCGGAAGAAGCGGCGCACUAACGGCUCUGCAGCUUCUAGCAGCUCCUUCACCUUCGUGAAGUUCCAGAGUCAGGACUUCGAGAAGCUGCAGCAGAAAUACACAAACACAAAAGAGAAAUUCAUCGAUGAGAAAUUCCCCCCACAGAAACGCUCCAUCGGCUCCGGCCUGCUCUCCAAAAAGCAGAUGGAUAAACUGGUGUGGAUGAGGCCCUCGGAACUGGUGGAGGACCCGCGUCUGGUUGUUGAUGGAGAGUCCAGGUUUGACUUCGCUCAAGGAGAACUUGGGAACUGCUGGUUUCUGGCUGCGAUCGGAGCGAUCACGUUUCAGAAGGAAAUCAUGGAUAAGAUCGUUCCGGUUGAUCAGGCGUUUGGACCGGGUUAUCCGGGAGUCUUUCACUUCAGGUUUUGGAAGGCUGGGAAGUGGAUCGAUGUUGUGAUUGAUGAUAAACUGCCGACGAUUGAUGGAGAGCUGAUUUUUCUCGACUGUAAGACUCGGAAUGAGUUCUGGCCGGCACUGCUGGAGAAAGCGUACGCCAAAGUCUGUGGUUCGUACGCGGCGCUGCACGGCGGGUUUAUAUCAGACGCUCUGAAGGCUUUCACCGGGGGAGUGCAUAAGUUCUUCAGUCUGGGUGAAGCUCCGGAUAUACUGUGGGAUCUGAUGGAUAAAGCAGCCCGGUGUGGAGCCCUCAUGGGCUGUGGAACUCCUCCAGGGCCGACAUCCGCCAACACAGUGUUACCCAAUGGUAUAGUUCAGGGCCACGCCUACACCGUCACUGGAGUCACCAAGGUAAAGACUCCGAAUAAAGAGGUUAAACUGGUGCGGAUCUUUAACCCGUGGGGAGAAGGAGAGUGGAACCAAAACUGGAGCGAUAAGUCUUCUCUGUGGAAACAGGUGAGUGAGGAGGAUCGUAAACGCUGGCUGGACAAUAAAAACGAUGGAGAAUUCUGGAUGUCGAUGAAAGAUUUCUGCAAAUAUUAUUCAGAUCUGGAUAUCUGCUGCAUCAGCUCCACCUUCCUGGAUGAAUAACCUCCUGUUUCUAAGUCCUGCCAUACCCAGUGCUAACCGCUAACACAGCGCUAAACUAGUCCUAAAAGAUAACCCAGCACAAACUGCUAACUCAGCGCUAAAUGCUAACCCAGUGCAAUCUGCUAACACAGUGCUAACCACUAACCCAGUGCUAAACUAGUCCUAAAAGAUAACCCAGCACAAACUGCUAACUCAGCGCUAAAUGCUAACUUAGUGCUACAUGCUAACCUAGCUCAAGCCACUAACUACUGACUCAUCACUAAUCACUAACCCAGUGAAAACCCACUAACCUAGUGCCAAACGCUAACCCAGUGUAAACCGCUAAUUGCUAACCCAGCGAAAACCACUAACCCAUCGUUAAACGCUAACCCAGCCCAAACUGUUAACCCAGCGCAAACCGCUGACCCAGUGCUAACUGCUAACCCAGUCUUAGCUGCUAACCCAGUGCUAACCAUAACCCAGCACAAUACGCUAACAAAGCGCUAACCCAGUGCAAACCGCUAACCCAGUACUAACUGCUAACCCAGCGCCCACCUAGUGCUAAAUGCUAAUCCAGCAAAAACUGCUAACAUGGUGCUAAACACUAACCCACCACAAACUGCUAACCCAUCAAUAACCAAUAAACGCUAACCCAGCACAAACCACUAACCCAGUGCAAACUGAUAACCCAGUGUUAACUGAUAACCCAGUGUUAACUGCUAACUCAACGCUAAACGCUAACCCAGCGCUAACCUAGUGCUUAAAGCUAACCCAGCACAAACUAACCCAUCGCUAACCGCUCCCUAUGUCCGUAAAUUGCUUUUUAUCACUGGAUAAUUAAACGUGCCUGAUCAUACACAGCAAAUCCCCUCAGCUCUGAUUUACAUAAUCUACAUUCACCUCCAGAUAAACACAUUUAACCCCAGCGUAUUUAACCCUGCAGAUCAUUAUUAACCCUUUAGUUUACAGAUAAUCCCUCCAUCAUCACCUUCACUCUGCCCUGAUCAUCAUCAUCAUCCUCAUCAUCAUCACUCAUCCUAAUAAACCAUUACCAACCCAGA